AUGGGCGACGUGCAGACUCCACAGACAAAAGCUGACGUGCAGACACCACGGACAAAGGCUGAUAUGCUCACUUCUGACGUUGUGGCUGUGUACACUAUCGAGAGCCUGACCGUGUCACACACGAUGUACAGGUACAUAUGUACCGCUGAAAACUCUGAAGGAAGCAUGAAGAAAGAAUUGACCCUGACAAGACCAUCUAAAGAUUAUGACCCAGAAAUGUAUCUACACCCGACCAGGCAUCCAGCCAGACCAGAUGACCAAUCCUCCACCGAAUCCGACGAGCAAGUAGACCGCGAUUCUCUGGGAUAUCAUUUGCCAACAUCACUGUCAACAUUGUCGAGUUCGGAUGAGAAUUUCUCUGCAGUCACCAAUGCUAGAAACACUUUGCGCGGGAUACCCCGUAUUGAGAUAGAGGAAAACGUUUAUGACACACAGAUGUAUCUCCAUCCUACACCGGCUCCAAGAAGAGUUCCAGUGAUUGACGAGGAAGAAGAAGACACGUACUCAGCCAACGCCACGCCCACUAGCACACCCUCUUUCACGCCCAUUUUCCAGGUGGCCCGAGUUCCUGCAGAACGUAACGUCUCAUUACGGGUGCCAGUUUGUGACACAAUCAUUCUCAUCAUCGGUCCCAUCACCAGUCUCAGUACCGGUGCCAGUUUGUGA
Messenger RNA from Liolophura sinensis, 666 nucleotides. RefSeq lists its product as uncharacterized. The record is from RefSeq and is a predicted model, not a curated record. The coding region runs from base 1 to 666 and encodes 221 amino acids. Lineage: Eukaryota; Metazoa; Mollusca; Polyplacophora; Chitonida; Chitonidae. The transcript has 8 exons.